CACAGAAGCAAAGGGGUGACGGAUAACAGGAGCCUCAGGAUAUGGUGAUUCUUCUGGCUUGCUUGGAAGGCCUCCUCCCUCCCUCUCCCUCUCCCUCCCUGUGCAAUUUGCACCCCACAAUAGCGUCGCUUGAGUCGUACUGCGACUGGAAAUCGGUCGCUUGAAUGCGUCUGAGAGGCUUUGGGAAUUCGGUGGCCGCCUAGCCGAGGAGAGAGGAUCGCAGCCAUGGCAGGAGCUGUGCUCGCCUACUCUUCUUCCGUCUCAGCUCAUCGCCUCCUACAGACUCCGGACACCGGUUGGCAGAAUGAGAUGCCUACACAUCCCUUGGGGUUGGGAUUAUCGUCCCAGGAUUUUAGGAAACGAAGUAUCAAGAGGAUCGUGUCCCGAGCAUUGCCAAGCUGGAAGUAUCAAGCCGGUAAGGAAAGCGUUGCUCUACAAAAGAUCAACGUUGAAUGUCAACCUUACGGAACUCCUCUUCACCGAAGAAAUUUUGGGGCUAGAUUUAGUGUUCAGCGGCCAUUUACAUGCAGGAGUCAGAACCCCCGAGGUGCUGACAACACAGACUUAGGCAACCUCCCAGACUCAAAGAACGUGAAUAAAGAAGUCGAAAGCAAUGGGCUGCCAGAGAAGAUGGCCCCUAACUUGGCGGGCGCUGCAGCAACAAAUGGAGCAACCGUUUCAGUGAAUGGCAGCACCGGUAUCCCUGAGGAGGAGGACGCCACAGCGAGUCUCACCUGGUGGGACAGCAUUCCUCGGCGUUACAUUAUCGUGGGGCUGUGUUUUGUUGCCUUCCUUCUUUGCAAUAUGGACAGGGUUAACAUGAGUAUCGCCAUCUUGCCAAUGUCAGCGGAUUUUCAGUGGAGCCCCACAACCGUCGGCUUGGUCCAAUCGUCUUUUUUCUGGGGUUACCUUCUAACUCAGAUUGCCGGAGGAAUUUGGGCAGAUCGCAUAGGUGGGAAGCAAGUCCUGGGCUUUGGUGUCAUAUGGUGGUCGGCUGCAACCAUGCUUACACCAAUUGCUGCUAAACUUGGGCUUCCUGCUCUUCUUUUCGUUCGAGCCUGCAUGGGUGUUGGAGAGGGUGUUGCGAUGCCUGCAAUGAAUAAUUUGCUCUCACGCUGGGUGCCUGUUAAGGAGAGGAGCAGAUCGUUAGCUUUAGUGUACAGUGGUAUGUACUUGGGAUCGGUAACUGGACUGGCAUUUUCUCCUGGUCUGAUCCACCGGUUUAAUUGGCCGUCAGUUUUCUUUUCCUUUGGAUCACUGGGAGCAUUUUGGUUUGCUACCUGGCAGCAAUUGGCUUACAGCUCUCCUGCGGAUGACCCGAAAAUAUCGGAAGAGGAGAAGAAAUUAAUUAUGGGGGACACCGAACCUCAAGCUCCUGUUGACAACAUUCCAUGGAAACUAUUAUUGUCCAAAGCUCCUGUGUGGGCGCUUAUUAUAUGCCACUUCUGUCAUAAUUGGGGAACAUUUAUCCUCCUUACUUGGAUGCCCACAUACUACAACCAGGUACUAGGUUUUAACCUGAUGGAGUCGGGACUUUUCUCGGUAUUGCCGUGGCUUACCAUGGCCAUAUCUUCUAACGUUGGAGGAUGGAUUGCUGAUACACUCGUUAGUCGCGGCGUUUCUGUAGGUCUAGUUCGAAAGAUCAUGCAAAGUAUUGGAUUCCUUGGCCCUGCGUUUUUCCUUUCGCAGCUCAGCCAUGUCAAAUCACCUGCAAUGGCUGUUGCUUGCAUGAUGUGCUCACAGGGUUUCGACGCAUUCUCGCAAUCAGGCUUGUAUUCUAACCACCAAGAUAUCGGACCACGAUACUCAGGUGUGUUGCUGGGUAUGUCAAACACAGCAGGAGUUCUUGCUGGAGUCCUUGGUACGGCAGCGACUGGUUACAUUCUACAGAACGGAUCCUGGGACGACGUCUUCAAAGUUGCAGUGGCUCUUUACUUGAUUGGGACCGUCAUCUGGAACGUAUUUUCAUCUGGGGAGAAAAUCUUUGAUUAAGCCUGAUGAGGGAUCUCAAAUCUACGACCGCUUCAAGAAUAUGUUACAUUUAUUUAAGAAACUGGAUGUUGAAUUUUGACCGCGUCACUUGUAAUACUACUGCCAGCAAUUGUGGAUCACUCUUUGGGCGCUUCUAUGGACUUGUAGACUCGAUUUUGAUUUUUAAAAGAAAAAAGAAAAAAGAAAAAAGAAAAAAAAUUGCUUGGAGAAGUUCCAUUUUGUGUAUUUCUAUUGAUGUACUACUUAGAUGUGGGAACUGGUGUACACUGGAUGUUUGAUUGUCCAACCAGCGAAAUCAAACCUUGUUUAGAGUUCUUUAGAUGGAUAGGAAUGUUGGAGAGCAGUUAACAAUUCAAAAACAUCAUUUGAGUCAACAUGGUUAGGGUUGUCAAUUGACUGGUGCAUUGCAAUUGGCAAGCUUCCAAUUCCGGAUAGCAGCUUACAUUUGCUUUAAUUGCAGAUACACUUUUUCGCAGA
Physcomitrium patens is the source of this 2469-nucleotide messenger RNA. Its product is annotated as sodium-dependent phosphate transport protein 1, chloroplastic. Gene Ontology annotation, molecular function: transmembrane transporter activity. NCBI's taxonomy places the organism in Eukaryota, Viridiplantae, Streptophyta, Bryopsida, Funariales, Funariaceae. Gene Ontology annotation, biological process: transmembrane transport. The record is from RefSeq and is a predicted model, not a curated record.